Xenia sp. Carnegie-2017 is the source of this 977-nucleotide messenger RNA. RefSeq names its product G2/M phase-specific E3 ubiquitin-protein ligase-like. The record is from RefSeq and is a predicted model, not a curated record. The transcript is spliced from 3 exons. The coding region runs from base 72 to 782 and encodes 236 amino acids. NCBI's taxonomy places the organism in Eukaryota, Metazoa, Cnidaria, Anthozoa, Malacalcyonacea, Xeniidae. Gene Ontology annotation, molecular function: ubiquitin-protein transferase activity.
AUUGUUAAGCCUGCAUUUCCUAAAUAUUUAAAUAGUGAAUUUGCUAUGGGAAAAAUUUUUAUGCCUGUUUUAUGUAUUUUCAGUUGCAAGAAGCAGACACCCAACAAGAUGUAAACAAUGCCUUUGCAGAAUGUUCAGACUGGCGUGUUGAAAUUGAUGGCCUACCAUCAUCUCUUAAACUAGAGAAUAAAGACCUUUUUGUGAAAGAAGUCAUAGAAUACUUUGUUGUGAUCAAAUGCAAGCCGAUGUUUGAUCAGCUGCUUGAUGGGUUGAAAUAUUACAAUGUGUUGGAACUACUUAGAGCACAUAAAGGCAUGGCACAACACGUUUUCAUGUAUGACCCAGAUGAUAAACUGGAUGUGAAAAAGCUGCUUAAAAUUUUAAAACCAAAUUUAGCACCAAUUGGAAAUAUAAGGAGGCAAUCAGAGGAAAUAGUGAUGGCAAAAUUUAUUUCAUUUCUAAAGGCCGCAGAAGGAGGUACAUUAUUGCAAGAAUUGGCUGAUGAAGAAAUUGAGCUGACUGAAGACGAAAAAAAGUAUAUUCCAUCGGUAACACCAAGCCACAUGUUAAUGUUUACAACUGGUGCAGCAAAUGUCCCUUCAACUGGCUUUGAACCAAAACCUUCAAUUGUUUUUGUUCAUGAUGACAAGAAAAUGAUUCCAAGUGCACAGACAUGCUCUAACACGCUUAAUAUUUAUGUAAAUGAACACACACAAAAGGGCAAGCUCUUGCACUAUCUCUUGAUUGCAUUGAUGAAUGGAGCCAUUUUUUCAAAACUAUAAUAAAAUUGGUGCAACUGAAAUAUUACUUUAAUAUUACUUUAUGGUAUGUGAUUAGUAAAACAUUCAACAUUGAUUAAGCAAGUAAUUGUGUUCUCAUUAUGGGCACUGUCAUGCUUGUUGUGUAUAUUACACUUUUUACAGUUUUUGAAAAAUUUGUUGACUGAAUAAACCUUGAGCACUUUUAUGUAUUUUUAA